AUGUCAAGCAACCGAAUGCUUGAUGUUUUGAAGAAGAGGACUUCGUCCUCUUUUGAUGGUAGACUUGGCACCAACUAUGUUCCUACUGCCGCACAAACUAAGGAAAUCAAAGCUCACAUAGAGGAGUCAAAGGUGGCGCUCUCUACUAUGAGGACCACCAUGACACGCCUUAGGUGCAUGCUGGACCAGCUCGAAAGCAAUGAAGCAGAAACACAAAAAUACGUCGAGGACUGUGAGGCUCUAAUCACGCUUGCCAGACGUAUGCCACCUGAGAUCGUGUCCCACAUAUUCGAAUACUGCAUACCUCCUGAAGGAUCUCGACCAUCUGUGUCAGAAGCUCCACUGCUGCUCAGUAGGAUAUGUAGGCAUUGGCAAGAGGUCGCUCUCGCGACACCUCAACUCUGGUCCGCGAUCAGACUUCAUCUUCCUGCAAAUAUAUUUGAAUGGGAUACGGCUUUGUUCAGGCAUGUCCAGGCCUUGCAGUUCUGGCUCGAUCACUCGGGCAAUCUUCCCCUGGAACUGGCCAUCUCUCACGACACACACCCUUCUAUCCUCAUAAAUCAUUUCGAUCAAGAAAGAUUCUUGUUUACCUCUGUGGCAUACCAGCUGCUCUUUGAUCACAUCCAAUCUAAUUGCCAUCGCCUACUUACUUUAUCUGUUACUAUGCCUAUCUAUUUCUUCCAUCACUUUAGUCUAAUUUGUGGCCAGCCACUCCCUGUGCUAGAGGAGGUUAGCCUUCGUCCGAGCGACAUACCCCUCCAGUCUGGCCAUUUGCCCAUCAUCAACUUCUGCAACGCUGAUCGUUUACGUUCGUUAUCCACCACCAUUCCUUUCCAUCGGAUUGGUGACUUUCACGUCCCGUGGCAUCAGCUUACUCGGUUACGACUGAAAGAAGAGCAUCCCACCCAGUUCUCGCUAUCCCUAAACGACUACUUCUCAAUACUUCAACAUUGUACCCAUCUCGAAGUAUGCACCCUCCACAUCUUCGAUGGUCUAUUCCGUAGACCGACAUCUCCCCUGGUCAUCCCAUCACUGCAGGACUUCCAACUGCACGUAGUGAUGUUUUUCCAGUCACGCGAUUCUCGGUUGGGGGACUUUUUAAGCUCCCUCGUUCUUCCUUGCCUUCAGCGGCUUCACAUCAGCUGUGCGGUCAUACCAAGGCCGGUCCAAGUACCGCCUGGAACAUAUCAACUCGAACUUACCAGCUUCCUCCUCCGAACUCGUCGCCAGCUCCAAGCUCUCACGCUAAAAGACGUGCCUAUCACAUCCAGUCAGAUAUUCGCGUGUUGUUCGAUCUCGCCCCAGGUCACAAACUUAAAGCUUCUCCCCAUGUAUCCUUUAAAAAUAGAUAGCGAGAUCAUACAAGCGUUGACACCUGUAGACGGCAUACCGGCUCUAUGUCCAAAGCUUAAGGCACUCGAACUUGGGUUUGGUUCUCUGUUCGAGAGCGAUCCACUGCUCGAAAUGGUUUCUGCGCGGAACGGACGAUUACCUUCUGACGAGAGUGGAGUCCCCGCGCUGGAUAGCGUGGCCAUUGUGCUCUACAGGAACCAUUUUCCCUCACCUCCGCCCGACACUAAGACCCGCAUGACUAGAUAUAAAUCACGUCUUCAGUAUGCACUCACAAACGGAACGGCAGACGUCAUAUGGGGCUAGCACCCGACUACUCAAGCUUCACAAGUAGCAUUCGUCGCCGAG
This is a messenger RNA of Serpula lacrymans var. lacrymans S7.9, 1698 nucleotides long. RefSeq lists its product as uncharacterized. Bases 1 to 1656 code for a protein of 551 amino acids. The record is from RefSeq and is a predicted model, not a curated record. The transcript is spliced from 2 exons. NCBI's taxonomy places the organism in Eukaryota, Fungi, Basidiomycota, Agaricomycetes, Boletales, Serpulaceae.